CUUUGGCGCGUAACUCGUCCCGCACCGUUUGUCGUAGACCCACGAAUGAGGUGUCAAAUAGACCGGCUUAUUGAGAAGAGGUGUGCUAUGACUUUUCUAAGCGAUCGGGUGUACGAUGUUCGCACAGCAUACGAAAAAAUUGGCUGAAAAAACUCCCAUAGACUUAACAUUGGGUCAAAAUCUGUGAGAUCAUAUCUUUGGAUCAGAAGGUCAUAGAGACUUGGGGCUGGGCUCUUUUCAUUCGGCCAGCCAAUAAGUAGUGGCACAGCAACUUCAUAGCCACGCCCUAGCAACCAAUUACAGCACCCUAGCAACCGGUGCCGAAUUUUGCCACUGCAAGCACCAUUCACAUUUUCUUCAGGAAAUGUACAUUCUAGUUUUUUAUACUAUCUUUUUUAGACUAUUUGGUCUUUAAACUUUUGUUCUACAAACACAUUGGACUGUAGUUUAUUAGAUAUAGUUUUAGUUAUGUAUCUUUUGUUCUUUUAUAGUGUCUUUUACCAACAAAAGUCUGACUUUUAUUACUGAUAUUUUGCACCAGUUUCGUAGGAAGUGAUGCUUUUGUUCUCUUUCUGGCUUUUCAGACUUAUUCCUGCAGCACUCUAUUAUUUCAAAUCAAGUUUGCGUACAAAAUUACAGCACUUUACACGUGUCUUUACACUUCGGCACAUUGGUUUGCUGACACAAACGAAGCUCUUGUGUGUUGGCAGGUACGACGGCGCGUGUCUUCUGCUGGUGUACGGCGUGUAUGUGGUGGUGCUGUGUUUCGAUCUGAAGAUCAGCGAGUACGUGAUGCAGCGCUUCAGCCCGUGCUGCAUGUGUCUCAGCAAGAGCUCUCGAGAGCGCGAGAAGCAGCAGCCUCUGGUGGGAUGGAGCGACGACACCAGCCUGAGACUUCACCGCCGCUCUCGAGCCGACAGCGGCAUCUUCCAGGACGACUCCGGAUAUUCCCACCUCUCGCUCAGUCUGCACGGCUUGAACGAGAUCGGCGAAGAGCAGAAGAGCGUGUUCACGAUGCCCGAACAUGACCUGAAGCGGAUCCUUUGGGUUUUGUCGCUUCCGGCCAUCGUGUUGUUGUUCCUGACCAUUCCCGACUGCAGGAGACGCUUCUGGAAGAAAUGGUACAUGAUCACCUUCCUGAUGUCUGCAGUCUGGAUCUCCGGCUUCACAUACGUCCUGGUGUGGAUGGUCACUGUCGUUGGUGAGACGCUGGGAAUCCCGGAUACAGUCAUGGGAAUGACGCUCCUGGCAGCAGGAACCAGCAUUCCUGACACCGUGGCCAGUGUGAUGGUGGCUCGUGAAGGUAAAGAACCGUCCUCACGUAUCCAAACAUCACGUGAACCGUUCAUACGUGAAGUUCUUGUGUGUCUCUCACAGGUAAGGCUGACAUGGCCAUGUCCAACAUCGUGGGCUCCAACGUCUUCGACAUGCUGUGUCUCGGUCUGCCAUGGUUCAUCAAGACGGUGUUUGUGGACACUGGAUCUCCAGUGGAGGUCAACAGCACUGGUUUGGUCUUCAUGUCCUGUACACUGCUGCUCUCCAUCGUCUUCCUCUUCUUGGCUGUUCACAUUAACGGAUGGAAGUUGGACUGGAAAUUGGGCGUGGUGUCUCUGGUGUGCUACAUCCUCUUCGCCACGCUGUCUAUCUUGUAUGAGCUCGGGAUCAUCGGGAACAACCCAAUCAGAGCCUGCAGUGACUAACGUUCUGCUGGAGUCGCGAUCAGUGAAGCAUCUGAUAUGAGGAUGAAAAUCAUUUUUUGCAGUGCAUGGACAAAAAUAAGGUUGUGGGUUUUUUUUUUUUUUUUUUUUUAAAGCGUUACUUAUUUCCAUUGGUUGAUUGAUUUAGAACAAAAGUCAAACGAUGGUCCGUUUAGAAAAGUGAUUCUGUAACAAGGGAUGCUUUUGACCUCAAAGUAUCAAAUGUUUAUAUUAAUGAACAUAUUCACAUAAAAUGUGUUCUAACGCUCUUUAAAAUUGACUUUUUUCAAAUUUUACUUCAUAUGCAAUCAUUUUAAUCAUGAGUCGCAUCAUUAAAAAUCAAAGGGGGUCUUUAAUUUUGCUUCUCAAGUUAAUGCAUCUUGAUUUAAGAAUUUUUUACAUGGAAAAGACAAAAAUACUAAGAAAAACAUUUUCUGCAGUGCAGUAGUAAAUUUCAUCGUUACAUUAAUGUUUUCAACUGGAGCAAAUCACUGAACAGCUCGAUCUUGUAAUGAACAAAUGUUUCUUGUUUUCCAGUUUAUUUCCAUGUUGCGAGUUGAUUUAGUUUCUAAAACUUUUUUGCUCAGGGAUUUUGGUCAACGUUGUAAUAAAAUUAGUUAUUUGGAAAAAUCUGUUUACCAUUGUAAUAAGACUUACGAUAGUAAAUUGCUUAAAAUUACUUAAUUUAGAAAUCUAAAUGCCAAAGAUUGUUGAUUGUACCUAAUUUAUUUCCUCAGUAUGUUGGUUUAAUUAUGUUUGUCGUUACAGAAUCACUCGUCUCGGUCAUGAGCUUCAACACUCUGACAUUCAUCAUCUACCUCAGAUCAUUCAUCCAGACACUUGGCUUUUUGUUAACAGAUUCUUAUUACUGUAACGCUGUAUUACAAUAAAAAAAAAAAAAAUA
This is a messenger RNA of Megalobrama amblycephala (Wuchang bream), 2601 nucleotides long. It is a transcript of the gene slc24a5, whose product is annotated as solute carrier family 24 member 5. Gene Ontology annotation, molecular function: calcium channel activity; calcium, potassium:sodium antiporter activity. Bases 556 to 1740 code for a protein of 394 amino acids. The transcript is spliced from 3 exons. Lineage: Eukaryota; Metazoa; Chordata; Actinopteri; Cypriniformes; Xenocyprididae. The record is from RefSeq and is a predicted model, not a curated record. Gene Ontology annotation, cellular component: membrane. Gene Ontology annotation, biological process: melanocyte differentiation; calcium ion transmembrane transport; intracellular calcium ion homeostasis.